AAAUGAAGGAGCGGUGAAGAGGAAGAAGAAAAGGAAGUAGCUAGCUGCUCGGCUACUUUAGCAAUAUUCUUGUUAUCGAGUUUCGAUAAUGGCGCCCCUGGACCUUGAUAAGUACGUUGAGAUAGCGAGACAUUGCAAAUACCUGCCGGAGAAUGAUCUAAAGAGAUUGUGUGAUUAUGUUUGUGAUUUACUGCUGGAAGAAUCAAAUGUUCAGCCAGUCUCAACACCAGUAACUGUUUGUGGAGAUAUUCAUGGUCAGUUUUAUGAUCUUUGCGAGCUCUUCAGAACUGGAGGCCAAGUACCAGACACAAAUUACAUUUUCAUGGGAGAUUUUGUAGACAGAGGAUAUUAUAGCUUGGAGACAUUUACACAUCUGCUAGCUUUAAAAGCAAAGUGGCCAGAUCGGAUCACUCUUCUUCGUGGAAACCAUGAAAGCAGACAAAUAACACAAGUGUACGGCUUUUAUGAUGAGUGCCAAACAAAGUAUGGAAACGCAAAUGCCUGGCGGUAUUGCACAAAAGUGUUUGACAUGCUGACUGUUGCUGCUUUGAUCGAUGAGCAGGUCCUGUGCGUCCAUGGUGGUCUCUCACCUGACAUCAAGACGUUGGACCAGAUCCGCACCAUCGAACGCAACCAGGAGAUUCCUCACAAGGGGGCCUUCUGUGAUCUUGUGUGGUCGGAUCCAGAGGACGUGGACACCUGGGCUAUAAGUCCAAGAGGUGCAGGCUGGCUGUUUGGCUCCAAGGUUACUAAUGAGUUCGUGCACAUCAACAAUCUGAAGCUCAUCUGCCGCGCACAUCAGCUGGUUCACGAAGGCUACAAGUUCAUGUUUGACGAGAAGCUGGUGACUGUCUGGUCGGCGCCCAACUACUGCUACCGCUGCGGCAACAUCGCUUCCAUCAUGGUCUUCAAGGACGUGAACAGACGAGAGCCCAAGCUGUUCCGCGCCGUUCCCGACUCGGAGCGCGUCAUACCUCCCCGAACAACCACCCCCUACUUCCUCUAAUGACAAACCAGUUCUUUCUCCUCUACAUCUUUCUGGAGAUCUCAAAUCUCAAACCUUUUUUAGAUAUUUUAAUUUUAAGAAAUUCAUGGAAAUAACAUCCCUUUCAGGUCUGCAGCAUCUUAAGUAGCAAAGGGUUUCUUCCAAGGCUACAAGGCUGCACCACGCUCACUUUGUUCUGUCGUAAAAGAAAAAAGACGUGCUCCUCUACCCCCAACGAGAUAUCGAUACCUUUUACAUUUCUUUAUACUUUUAAUGGUAAGAAAUUGUUAAAUGCUUUCACUUUGAUGUUGUCUAUCACACUGAAGCAAACAAAACAUGUAAACCGGUGUUAAAUGCCAAUAAUACAUGUUCAAAUAAAGUGAUAUCUAUUUUA
Centropristis striata (black sea bass) is the source of this 1379-nucleotide messenger RNA. RefSeq names its product protein phosphatase 6, catalytic subunit (gene ppp6c). Gene Ontology annotation, molecular function: protein serine/threonine phosphatase activity. The transcript has 7 exons. Gene Ontology annotation, biological process: peptidyl-serine dephosphorylation; G1/S transition of mitotic cell cycle. NCBI's taxonomy places the organism in Eukaryota, Metazoa, Chordata, Actinopteri, Perciformes, Serranidae. The record is from RefSeq and is a predicted model, not a curated record. Bases 89 to 1006 code for a protein of 305 amino acids. Gene Ontology annotation, cellular component: cytoplasm.